GAAGUAGCCCUGAGGUCUGACGCUGUUUCUCGGUCAAACUUACUUCAACGUGCCAAUGGGUCGGACGUGAGAAUUGCCCCUGACAUUAUUAGUAUCGCCCUCUACGCGUUAUCAUCGUGCAUCGGGUGGCCAAAAUAACCCACGUUCGUUGAGCCUUGUGUCAUGUGGAGGUGAUGUCGUCGUCAUCGUCGUUGUCCAAUCCGGUGGGUCAGUUGGAAUCCGCGGCUCUCAAGAGAAAGGCCAAAUUAGCCGAGCUCCGAGCCAAGAAGGCCAAAACCGGCCAAUCCCACGCCUCUCAAAGCGAGACGUCGCUCAAUCAAGAGUUGCCCAAACCUGUGUUUCGAAGCUACAAGCCCAAUGAUGAGGGUAUGUUCGAAGGUGUCUUGCCUGAGGCAGAACCCGCUGAAGUAACUGAUAAAGUCAGAGAAGAGUUGGAUCGUGAACAUGAGGCUAUUCAAAUCGAUAAGUUGGAUUUCGUGAAUUUGGCUCCAAGAAAGAUCGAUUGGGAUCUCAAGCGCGACAUCGCUCCCAAAUUGGAGAAACUCGAGCGCCGCACUCAACGUGCCAUUGCCGAAUUGAUUCGCGAGCGGCUUCAAGAAGAGGAUCUGGCCAACGCAGUCACAGCAGGUGCUUCCGCUGCUCAGAAACUGGCUGCCGAUGACGAGGAUGAUUAG
Molecule: messenger RNA, 674 nt
Organism: Tigriopus californicus
Lineage: Eukaryota; Metazoa; Arthropoda; Copepoda; Harpacticoida; Harpacticidae
Product: coiled-coil domain-containing protein 12-like
Exons: 3
Coding region: 174-674 (166 amino acids)
Cellular component (GO): U2-type spliceosomal complex; post-mRNA release spliceosomal complex
Source: RefSeq, a predicted model, not a curated record